AUGAACAUCACAGACAACCCAGUUACUUCUGUUCUCCUACGGUUUUUAGUAACCGUGGUUCUAAUGGCAGGAAUUACCACAUUACUCGCACAUAUGCUCACAUUGUGUACAGCAGAAAGAUGGCGGCCAGUACAAGGCAUACCCGGACCACGGGGGUGGCCUAUAGUUGGAUCGCUCUUUUCGCUUGGUAAGUUUCCUCAUUUAAAACUAAUGGAAAUGGCACGUAUUUAUGGCAACGUGUAUCAACUUCGUCUUGGUAAUCAAUACGUCGUUGUCGUGAAUGGAAUACGAGCGAUAAAGGAAUCCUUACUGAAAAAAUCGGUGCAUUUUGCUGGACGGCCUGCAUUUCCAUCGAUGACUUUUACAAAGAAGUAUGUAGGGGUUGUGUUUGACUCGUAUAAUGAGAAUUGGAAGAGUCAGCGUGUGAUAAUCGAUUCGUCGCUCAAGAAAUUUACAAGUGGGCCAACUGCACUGGAAGACGUAGUUACAUCAGCGGCAAUGAAUGUUGUGAACAGCUUGACCAAUCAUGGAAUCGCAAAAUUUGAUGCCUAUGAUGAUAUUUACGUUGCUGUGGGCAACGUAACCUGCUUCGUCCUAUUCGGAAAACGCUACAGUCACAAUGACAAUAAUUUCAAAAAGGUCCUGUACCUUAGUAAGCAGUUUGAUACCGCGAUCACGGGAAAGGGAAACAUCAUCGACUAUCUACCAUGGAUGACAUUUGCAAUGAGAAAUGUGUUUGCGAAACUUGGAAAUGACUUCGACGAGUUUAACAGGUUCAUAGAUGAGCAGAUGAACUCGCAUGUAAGUAGCAAUUAUAAAGCAAGAAGUGUGGUGGAUAGCAUGAUUAGAAUACGCAACGAUGCGGGAAAGACUAAAGGCUGCCCGCUAAAAACAAAAACUGAUAUUAAGCGGAUGCUGUGUUGUUUAUUUGGGGCUGGCUAUGAAAACACCACUAAUACAAUAUACUACUUGGUGCUCUACAUGAUCAUACAUCCGGAAAUUCAGUGCAAAGUACACGAAGAAAUUGACAGAGUAGUAACCAGAGAUCGACUACCGACACUUUCUGAUCGAGCAAAAUUGCCAUAUACAGAUGCCGUCGUACAGGAAGUUAUCCGUCAUGCGUCGCUUUUCCCGUUGUCGAUACCAUAUUCGACCUUGAACGACACGGAUAUUCUUGGGUACACAAUCCCGAAAGAGACGCCUAUAUUCGUGAACCUGUGGUCUGUAAACUACGACGAAAGCGAGUGGAAAGACCCACAUCGAUUCAACCCUGAUCGAUUUCUUUCUGACGACGGCUUGUCAGUGAAGAAAUCACAGGUCGCUAAGAUUGUUGCUUUUGGUUUAGGGAAAAGCGAUGCUCAGGUCCUGUACCUUAGUAAGCAGUUUGAUACCGCGAUCACGGGAAAGGGAAACAUCAUCGACUAUCUACCAUGGAUGACAUUUGCAAUGAGAAAGGUGUUUGCGAAACUUGGAAAUGACUUCGACGAGUUUAACAGGUUCAUAGAUGAGCAGAUGAACUCGCAUUGCAAAGUACACGAAGAAAUUGACAGAGUAGUAACCAGAGAUCGACUACCGACACUUUCUGAUCGAGCAAAAUUGCCAUAUACAGAUGCCGUCGUACAGGAAGUUAUCCGUCAUGCGUCGCUUUUCCCGUUGUCGAUACCAUAUUCGACCUUGAACGACACGGAUAUUCUUGGGUACACAAUCCCGAAAGAGACGCCUAUAUUCGUGAACCUGUGGUCUGUAAACUACGACGAAAGCGAGUGGAAAGACCCACAUCGAUUCAACCCUGAUCGAUUUCUUUCUGACGACGGCUUGUCAGUGAAGAAAUCACAGGUCGCUAAGAUUGUUGCUUUUGGUUUAGGGAAAAAGCGAUGCCCAGGUCAGCAGCUGGCACAAUUGGAAUUGUUCCUGUUUUUCGCGAUUUUCAUGCAUCAGUGCCAAUUUGAAAAGUGUGAAGGUGACAAUCCGCAGUUGACAAGUGUGUAUGGAUUGACUUUACGACCAGUGCCAUUCAGAGUUGUCACGAAGCAAAGAGGACCAGUACUAGGAAUUGAGUGA
Saccoglossus kowalevskii is the source of this 2061-nucleotide messenger RNA. Its product is annotated as cytochrome P450 1A5-like. The record is from RefSeq and is a predicted model, not a curated record. Lineage: Eukaryota; Metazoa; Hemichordata; Enteropneusta; Harrimaniidae.